AAAAAAAAACAUUUUUUUAAAUGGACCACAUAAGAAAGUAACAGAUAUUUUAUCGUUUUUGCAUCGGUAAAAUGUUAUUGAAGCGGUACCUAAUCACUUUGAUUGAAACUUAUUGGCGUUCUAUCUGUUUUUAUCAUUAAUCUGAUGACGACAAUGAUUUAGAGUAACAUAGUGUAAUAAAUCGACAACAUUUCUUUGAUCUAGAUUAAGAAACUUAAUUUGGCGAAAACAAUUACCACACACUCUAACUAAAUAAGUCGACUGUUAUAACUGUUAAUAGAAGUUUCGUGAAUAAAAUUAAUUAUAGUAUGAAUAAUGAAAAUUACGAAUUACAACAAAGGCAUCAAGCAUCGCCAACCGAAGGGCCAUCGUCGCAAAUUUCCAAGAAAGGAACAUUUAGUAUAUUCAAAAAUUCGGAGUUUAAAACUACUUGGAGACCAUUAGUAGCAUACUGGCUGUUAGGACUUUGCAACAAUUAUGGCUAUGUUGUCAUGCUUACUGCUGCUAAUGAUAUACUCAGUGAGGAAUCAGAAGAGCCAUCGAAUAAUUCAACGGACAACCCCGAGCGCGAAUGUAACUAUAUGUCCACGGGAGCCAUAUUGUUAGCAGAUAUCCUGCCGUCCCUAUUAAUUAAAAUUACGGCCCCUUUCCUGCCUUUUUUUGUCAACGUUCGGGUAGUAAUCUGUAUACUGUUGGCUAUUAGUGGUUUUCUUAUAGUAGCUUUUAGUUAUUCGCAAUGGCUAUCUAUAUUAGGGGUUGUUGCAACCUCCCUGGCCUCUGGACUUGGAGAAAUCACAUUUUUACAAUACAGUACUAAUUAUAAUAAAAAUGUGGUUUCUACAUGGUCAUCAGGAACAGGAGGGGCCGGUAUAAUUGGGGCAUUUUCAUAUGUAGCCCUCCAAAUUUUAGGUACUAGAACAGCAUUGCUUACUAUGACAGCCAUUCCAGUUAUUAUGGGAAUUAGCUUUUGGAUUAUUCUGUCUAAACCAACAAAACUGAAUAAAAAGGAUGACGGAGAUGAAAGUGAUAAGAAAGUCAAAAAGUUAUCUUUUAAAAGGAAAGUGUAUUUUAUUCCAAAAUUACUUAAGUUUAUGAUUCCCUUGGGCUUGGUUUAUUUUUUAGAGUAUUUUAUCAAUCAAGGAAUGUUUGAACUAAUUCACUUCGAAAACACAUUCCUCGACAAAAAUUCGCAAUAUCGAUGGUUACAAGUAGAUUACCAACUUGGAGUAUUUUUAUCUAGAUCAUCUGUAAAUAUCAUCCACAUAAGAAAAAUCUGGUUGAUGGCUGUAUUUCAGCUAAUAAAUGUGAUAUACUUUACCACUGAAGUAAUAUUCUAUUACACUCCAUGGUUUUGGAUAGUGCUGGUUAUUACACUUUGGGAGGGUCUUCUAGGAGGUGCUGCAUAUGUUAAUACCUUUUACAGGGUCUCUACAGAGAUACCAGAAGAGGAAAGGCAUUUUGCCAUGGGUAUAACGACGUUCUCAGAUUCUAUAGGGAUCGCCUUAGCAGGCGUAUUAGCUAUAGUAACCCAUAAUGAAAUAUGUGCUUUACCAAAACCUGAACGAUUAGGCUAAUUUAAACUACAUCAAGAUUUUAAUACAAUUCCUUUCACUGUGAUUAUCAACUGUAUGAUUCAAGUACAAGUAUUUAGUUACAAAUAAAACAAACAUACCUUUUA
Agrilus planipennis (emerald ash borer) is the source of this 1678-nucleotide messenger RNA. RefSeq names its product battenin. NCBI's taxonomy places the organism in Eukaryota, Metazoa, Arthropoda, Insecta, Coleoptera, Buprestidae. Gene Ontology annotation, cellular component: membrane; lysosome. The coding region runs from base 309 to 1574 and encodes 421 amino acids. Gene Ontology annotation, biological process: regulation of intracellular pH; lysosome organization. The record is from RefSeq and is a predicted model, not a curated record. The transcript is spliced from 8 exons.